This is a messenger RNA of Prorocentrum cordatum, 1875 nucleotides long. The record is from the annotation of a GenBank genome assembly. Lineage: Eukaryota; Dinophyceae; Prorocentrales; Prorocentraceae.
AUGGCGGCGGGCCGGCGGAGGGCCCGGCCCGCCCGGCUGCUGCGCGCGUGCUGCGGGGCCGCGGCGGCGUGGCUCCUCGCGCCCGUCGCCCUGGGCGGCGCGGCGGCCUUCGCCCACGCGGCGGCCCCUGGCCGCCUGCUGGGGCGCGGCGCCUGGCCGGCAGGAGAGUAUGAGGUUGGCGGUGUGCCAAAAUUGGGUCGAAGAUUAUCACGGAGUGCCAGACAGGCAUUCGAUCUUGCAGCAGGACAGGAUAUUGCAUCUCACAUGGAUCCUGCACAAGCUGGCGGCUUAUUUGACACGUCGUUGUUGGCGUCUUUCUCAGACCAGCUUGGCAAUAUCAAUGGUGUAUUAUUCCAGUGGUCAUUAUUACCGUAUCUGUGUUUCAUAUAUUUCUUAGGUUACCGCGGCAACAAUACGCCACCACUUGUGUUGUUUGGUUUUGCGUUUCUUUUAACUUUCGUCAUAUGCACGAUACCCAGUGGCAUUAUUUCGAAAUCAACGUAUGGCCUCAUUCUGGCCGACAGUGACUGGAUACAUGGUACAGCCGAGUCGCUGCUGACGUGCACCAACAUCAUGAUUGUCCUUGGGUUUCGAAGCGCUCUGGCUGGCGACAAGGACUUAGUUGAUAAUUCCGCUGUCAAGAACGUCGCGAUCGCGUGGCUUGCAGCUGUUAUCUUCUUCCUGGCCUCUGGCGUCGGGCUCUGGGGAUUCCAGGCGCAUACCCCGUUCCUCGCAGGCCUUGGAGCGUUGGACGUUGGUUCUUUGGCCGCCGAGCCCGUGAACGCCCUGUCCGUUCCGAAUUGGAUUGUCCACUGGUCUACAGUCUUCGAAUUCCUCUUUGCGAUGACCUUGGCGUGGCGAUAUGCUGAUGCAUCAGGCAAUCCAAGGUGGAAAGGGCUGACCUGGGGCAUGCUCCCGUCCAGCAUCUCCAGCGUCUGCGCCUUGACGUUCCACGUGUUCUACAAUCAGAUACCAUGGAUUCUGACAGCUCAGGCGCUCUUCACGUUCGUCGGCAACACUACGCUGGGCAUCGCUGCUUUCCGCAUCGCUGUUUCCAACGGUUGGACUGUUUCUGAGUUGGAUCCACGACCUGCGCUCGGCAAGGCGUGGGGUAAUAUUACGGGUGGGAAGGACGGAUCUUCGGACUUAGAUGUGGAUGAGCAGAAGCCAAGUUUUGAUCCGAGCCGGAUUUCGACAUUAUCACCAGAGGAACUGACGCCGGGUCCUCUGCUUGUCCUCGAGGGAGUGUUGUUGACGGUCCUCUUCGCGUACGGCACAAAGUACGGGGAGUUGGCGUUCGGGUCCACCGUCUGGCAGUCCCCCGACUCCAGUGCUGCAGCAGCGGCGGUGAUUCUUCUACCAGUCUCGCUCGUGUUUUACAGCAUCUACAGUCGCAGCCCGGACAUCCAAAGUGGGCAGUUACCGCCGUUGGCCUUCUCUGGAGCCCUGACGCCUGCUGCUGCAACUUCUUCAAACACCUCGGCAACGUCUUCAACUAAGUUGGAAGUGGCUGCAGAUGGUACGGCGACAGAGAAGUCGGGCGGCCUCUCGUUUGAGGACGUCAAGAAAUACGGCGUCGCGGGGACGGUGGCGUAUGUCUUGACCGAGUUAGCCUUCUGGGCCGUGGCCGCUCCCGUCGCGUCGUACUCGCUGUACUCCACCACAGGGCAUUGGCCUGACCUGCUCACGAACAACGAAGAUCGCGCGGCGGUCGCAGCCUUCAUCUUCGCCGGCGCCAACAUCGCUCGCGCCUUCGUGCCCAUCCGGCUUGGCGCGGCCCUGGCGCUCGCACCCUGGGUAGACGAGAACAUCGUGUCCAAGUUCGGCGGGGCGGGCCCGGAGUCCAGCCCGGGUGCGGGCCGACGAGAGAGCUGA